AUGAUUCUGCGCGCCAACGCGACCGUCAUUAGGGUGACUUCCGAGCAAGUGGCCUUCUACAUGUACGCAGAAUUGAACUCUCUCUUGGAGGAGUUUGCUGUAUGUGCAGGAGAUCGACUUGUCUUUGAUGUGCUCACUGGCAUCAAGGACAUCUCCCACUUGCCAGAGGUGCUCACGUCCCCAGACAGCUCAGUCAACAAGCGCCUUGUGAAGAGGGCAGAUCAGUUGCCCUUUGAUCUCAUUGACAAGGCUGGCCAGCCUCGCCUUGUCAAGCUCAGGCUGCGCAAGUAUUGGUCUCAGCUGAUCUGGCUGGAAAGGGAUCUGCUCUUUGUCCCUGCCAUUGAUGAAGGGGCGCUGAAGUACAGAAGCCUGCUGGUCAAAGACUACAGCAGGGUAAUGUAUCUUCAAUCUGUUAUAUUCCGCGCAGCUGAGGAAGCUGGCCCUGCCAUCUUUGCCCUGCUGAAAGACAGUCCUGUCCGGGAACUGCUCAACGACUUGCGCAAACAAGUGCACACCCUCUGCCUUCUCAACGAAUUGUUUCACAAGACCGUCAGGAGUGCAAGCGCGCAGGCGUCGUCCACAUCCGCGAGAGCGAGAAACACUUCAGCGAGUGCGAGUACGUCUGCGGCACCAAGAAACACUUCAGCGAGUGCGAGUACGUCUGCGGCACCGAGUAACACUUCAGCGAGCGCGAGUACGUCUGCGGCACCAAGAAACACUUCAGCGAGUGCAAAUAUGUCCGCGGGAGCAACGAGAACGACCUCAUCUCGCGCCCCACCGACCACCGCCAUCGGAGUUGCAGCACCGUUGUCGACGACCGUCACGCUUCCUCUCGCCGAUGUCACAAAUCGGACUCCUCGCGCAACCUCACAACGCGCCUUCAAAAAGGCUCUUGGUGCUCCAAACAGCCCAGAGCGCGAGCGGCAGUGGCAAGAAGAUCCGUUGAUUCCCUAUCCUCAAGAUACAGCCGAGGAAGGCUAUCAAUGGCACAAGCAGCUUCCCGAAGGCCAGCACCUGGGUGCGACGAUUGGAGGACUCAGGUCUUCAGUAGCUCAAAGAGAGCUGGAACACGACUUCACCCUUGCAGGGCGCCGCGCAACCUAUGCUCGGAAUCGCCGUGGUGGAAAUCCUGCUCUCCGUAAUCAACCACAUCGCGACACCUCCGCAUCGAACCCUGCCACCGUGAAAGUAAGGCCGGCCAGAGUUGCUCCACCUCUCCGGCUGACGCAUCCUGAGCUUCUUCACGAGCUGGAUGGGCGUGCCAUGACUGCUGGAGAGGGGCUGAAAAAUGGCCUUACUUUUGCAGACACUGCGGCUCUUGCUGCUCGAUACAACGUGCCCUGCAAGCGUCUGUCGGAGUAUGUGCGCAGUCAUUGUUGCGAGGAGAUGGACAGCGACAACGAUGCCGCUGCGGCGCAGAACGCAAACGAAAUCAUCGAGAUCAAAAGUGACGACGCUCACGCGGCAACGAGCGAGUCUGCGGCGAACGCAAGCCAAAACUCGGAGACCGAGAGCGAAGACAGUCACGCGGCGGUGAAUGAGUCUGUGGCGAACGCAAGCCAAAACUCGGAGACCAAGAGCGAAGACAGUCACGCGGCAGUGAACAAGUCUGUGGCAAACGCAAGCCACAACGUUCAGAUCGAGACGGCGGCCGAGUCUCUGGCGGACCGCGUCCCCGCAAGGCACACACGGGCUCCAGUGCCCCUCAGUUUCCCUCACCUGCCACAGGUGAGGCGGGGCAAGCGUCCUGAAGAUGCGGACUCCAAUUGGAGCGUGCUGCCUGCUAAGCAGCGACCACGUUUCUCUUAG
Messenger RNA from Ceraceosorus guamensis, 1809 nucleotides. RefSeq lists its product as hypothetical. Lineage: Eukaryota; Fungi; Basidiomycota; Exobasidiomycetes; Ceraceosorales; Ceraceosoraceae. The record is from RefSeq and is a predicted model, not a curated record. The transcript has 2 exons. Bases 1 to 1809 code for a protein of 602 amino acids.